AUGCCAAGGCUUGUAACCGGAUUUUCUCGUCCCGAAACCUAUGUCUACAACGAUAGCUCCUACACCGCUCAGACUCAGCCUUCCAAAUGUCUGCAAGAUGACCAGAUGACUGGAGGAUUGGAUUGCGGGCCUGGUUCCUCGGAAGACUGUCUGUUCCUCAAUGUCUUUUUUGCACCUGCGAAGAUCAUCUCAGAGGCCAAGCUACCUCUUAUGGUCUGGAUGCAUGGAGGUUCUCUCACUGCCGGGUCUGUCUUCCUCUACAAUGGAGCGAGCUUCAUUGCGUAUAGCCAAGAAGUCAACAAACCCAUCAUUCACGUCGCUCUGGACUAUCGUCUCGGUGUCUUUGGAUGGGGCAUGGGCUCUGGUUUUGCGGAGCAAAAUGCUACCAGUCUGGGUCUCCAGGACAUCAAAAAGUUUCUUCUUUGGGUGGAGGAGUAUAUCGAAGCCUUUGGAGGUGAUCCUGAACAGGUCACGGUAUAUAGCGAAUCGGCCGGUGCUAUUGCCACUUCCCUUCUGUUACUCGACCCCUCGACGGACUUGCUGUUUAAGCAAGCCGUGACGGCGCUCAAUCCACCCAGCCGCUUGGCCCGAGCAACUCCACCUCUCCUCCUCGCUUCCAACUGCUCCAACAGCAACGGAUCCUCCCCUUUCGAAUGCCUUCGAAAUCUCUCCGGUGAAGAGCUUCCUGCAGCUCAGAUCAGCCUCAAGAACCAGAGCCAAUUUCGGGCAGGCGGCAUCUAUGGGCCAUCCGUCGAUGGGGAUUUGAUCCCUGAUUCUCCGCAUGAGCUUCUCAGGCAUGGCCAGGUUGCGGACAAGCCAUUCAUCACUGGAUGCAAUAAAGACGAAGCCACUGAGUUCAUCCCAACGUCGGUUUCGGGCGAGGCGUUCGGCGAAGUACUCUUCAAGUCCUUCUACCCAGCUGAUCUCAGCCCUCAGACUCUCAAGAAACUCACACAAGACUACUAUCCCAACGACCCAGCCCUUGGCUCACCAUUCGACACUGGCAACGAGACAUUCGGCCUUGACCCUUCCUUGAAGCAGUUUGCUGCCAUACUCGGAGACGCCCUCUUCCAAGCUCAACGUCGACACUUCCUUCGUCAAGCAAACUCUCACGGGAACGCAAAGACAUGGACAUAUCAGUUCGAACAGCCGAUCAAAGAUAUGCCUGCUUAUACCGGAGUACAUCACACGGCUGAGAUCGCAUACGUCUAUGGCACUGCCAAGCCCGAGAUGGGUCUCCCUCUGGCUGGGUUCGCACCAAAGUACACGGGGGCCGAUACUAGUCUUUCCGAACAGAUCAUGGACUACUGGCUCAACUCCGCCUAUGACUCCGAUCCAAACGGAUUGACUGAUAGCUCGUCGUCCGACGCUACCUACUGGUGUGCCCACAAUGUGAAUGACAAGCAUAUCCUCCGCCUCAUCGCCGACAACACGAUUACACGACCGCUUUCAAAGAUGAUUUCCGAGAAGAGGGUAUGA
This is a messenger RNA of Cryptococcus wingfieldii CBS 7118, 1479 nucleotides long. RefSeq lists its product as hypothetical. The record is from RefSeq and is a predicted model, not a curated record. NCBI's taxonomy places the organism in Eukaryota, Fungi, Basidiomycota, Tremellomycetes, Tremellales, Cryptococcaceae. The transcript has 10 exons. The coding region runs from base 1 to 1479 and encodes 492 amino acids.